Molecule: messenger RNA, 2205 nt
Organism: Lycium barbarum (goji berry)
Lineage: Eukaryota; Viridiplantae; Streptophyta; Magnoliopsida; Solanales; Solanaceae
Product: signal recognition particle subunit SRP54, chloroplastic
Exons: 15
Coding region: 158-1864 (568 amino acids)
Biological process (GO): SRP-dependent cotranslational protein targeting to membrane
Cellular component (GO): signal recognition particle
Molecular function (GO): GTP binding; 7S RNA binding; ATP hydrolysis activity
Source: RefSeq, a predicted model, not a curated record
GAUAGACCAAUAGAUUACACCUCUGUGCUAAUGGAUAAUAAACCAAAGUACCAACCAACACUCUGAUAUAAAGAAAAAGUGAACAAAGAAGAAAAAUAAAGCUUCAAUCUUUAAUCCACUUUUCCUAUUCUGAUUGUUUUCUUCUCAUUUUUUUUCCAUGGAAGCCACUGCUUCUUUCUCCUCUACAAUGGCUUCUCACCAUUUUUUUCCACUUUCUAAAUCCACCUUUUCAACUUCCAAACUUCACACCACUUGUUGUACUUCUUCAUGGACUGGUUCUGUUAAUUCUCUUUCAUUUUCCUCAAGAAAUUCAUUUACUAGGGAUACAUGGAGGGUGAUCAAUUCCCAGAAUGUGGUUACUUUAAGAAGAGAUAAGUGUGGUGUUAUUAGAGCUGAGAUGUUUGGACAGCUGACUAGUGGACUUGAAACAGCUUGGAACAAGCUCAAAGGAGAAGAGGUUUUGACGAAGGAAAACAUUGUGGAACCUAUGAGAGACAUCAGGCGGGCUCUUUUAGAAGCUGAUGUUAGUCUCCCUGUUGUCAGAAGGUUCGUUCAAUCUGUUAGUGAACAAGCUGUUGGAACUGGCUUGAUUCGUGGAGUAAAACCAGAUCAGCAACUGGUUAAAAUUGUAAGUGAUGAGCUUGUGAAGCUGAUGGGUGGAGAGGUCUCUGAACUGGUUUUUGCUAAAUCUGCACCCACCGUAAUACUAUUGGCUGGUCUACAAGGUGUUGGGAAGACAACUGUCAGCGCAAAGUUAGCUUUAUAUCUCAAAAAGCAGGGAAAGAGUUGCAUGCUGAUUGCUGGAGACGUGUACAGACCUGCUGCUAUUGACCAACUUGUCAUUUUGGGCAAACAGGUUGAUGUACCUGUUUAUGCAGCAGGAACGGAUGUAAAACCUGCAGAGAUAGCCCGGCAAGGCUUACAAGAGGCCAAAAGGAAGAAUGUAGAUGUAGUCAUAAUGGAUACAGCUGGAAGACUUCAGAUAGAUAAAGCUAUGAUGGAUGAAUUAAAAGAUGUGAAACGUGUACUAAACCCCACAGAAGUUUUGCUUGUUGUGGAUGCAAUGACUGGCCAAGAAGCUGCAGCGCUGGUCACAACAUUCAAUCUCGAAAUUGGAAUUACUGGUGCCAUUUUGACAAAGCUAGACGGGGAUUCCAGAGGUGGAGCAGCUUUGAGUGUCAAGGAGGUAUCAGGAAAGCCAAUUAAGCUCGUAGGAAGGGGUGAACGUAUGGAGGACCUUGAACCUUUUUACCCUGACCGCAUGGCUGGACGUAUUCUAGGGAUGGGAGAUGUUCUGUCAUUUGUCGAGAAAGCCCAAGAAGUUAUGAAGCAAGAAGAUGCUGAAGAUUUGCAGAAGAAGAUCAUGAGUGCAAAAUUUGAUUUCAAUGACCUCCUGAAGCAAACUCGUGCAGUUGCACAGAUGGGUUCCAUGUCCCGUGUUAUUGGAAUGAUUCCUGGCAUGGGAAAGGUUACUCCUGCACAAAUUCGUGAGGCAGAGAAGAGCGUAAAGAUAAUGGAGUCAAUGAUAGAAGUCAUGACACCAGAGGAGAGGGAUAAACCAGAAUUGUUAGCAGAAUCCCCUGCUAGAAGGAAACGUAUUGCUCAAGAGUCUGGGAAAACGGAGCAGCAGGUGAGUCAACUUGUUGCUCAACUUUUUCAAAUGCGUGUACGUAUGAAGAAUUUGAUGGGCGUUAUGGAAGGUGGUUCCCUUCCUUCACUGAGUAAUCUAGAGGAGGCACUAAAGCCUGAACAGAAGGCUCCUCCCGGUACUGCAAGGAGAAAGCGAAGGUCAGAGCCAAGGAAGCAAUUUGCAGACUCGGGAUCAGCUAGACCUAGUCCUCGUGGUUUCGGGGCGAAGAACUAAAUAUAUAAGACUAAUAUGUCAAUCAAAUAUUUGAAGGGAGCAUCUUUGACUAGCUAUUUUACGAGUACUCACUAGAAAACAGCGUCUAAAUACAAUUUUCCAGCAAGAGAAUUGUGAGCACUCUUUCAUUUGAUGAAGGCAGAUCAAAAAGGAAAAUGAUCAGCUAGGAAAUAGAAGUUCUUGACAAGAUUAUAGUACAUUCUGUGUACUCUCAACUAUUUAACUAUUGCCUUCCUGCUGUAUCUACAAUUCUUGAUUUCUUCACAUACCAAUCUGUAAUCUUGGAAAUUUGUUUGUUUUCCCUAGUCCUUUAAAUUUUGUACCCAGGGAUUUUCUACUCA